Molecule: messenger RNA, 3635 nt
Organism: Dalotia coriaria
Lineage: Eukaryota; Metazoa; Arthropoda; Insecta; Coleoptera; Staphylinidae
Exons: 6
Coding region: 54-3635 (1193 amino acids)
Source: RefSeq, a predicted model, not a curated record
AGUCGCAAAAGCCCGGAUGUGUUUUGUCAUUAUUCGAAAUCGAUCUCUGUAAGAUGUAUUCACCAGCAAACGAUCGUUUGCAGCAUUUCAGACGUCGAGAUCAUUCUAUGGCAAAGGAAUAUGUACACUGGGAGUACCACAAAAAGCAAGAGCACAAUUAUUGGGUAAAUAGAGAUGUAGUAUGGAAACGGGUGACUUAUUAUGAGCCUGGUAUUGACGAGCGCAUCACAAUGUACGUGGAGGACUCGGACAACAGAGUUACCCAGAUUCUCGAUGAGGACUACACGAGUGAUCAGAACGAAAGUAACGAUGAUACGUUUCAAUUUAAGCGGAACUUUGACCGUGAUUCUCGCCGAUCGUACCGAAAGCAUAGACGACAAUGCGCGGAUGGAAGUGACAAUGACUCUAGGAGAUCUUUUCGUGAGGGUAGCGAAAUACUAUACAAUUCGAAAUAUCAUCAAAGCAAACAUGUCAACCACAAGAACCUUCUCCACCUUCAUCCACCUUCUCGGAUGGAUGUUAACAAAAGUGUUUCUAACGACAGAUCGUCCCCUUGCCAAAAACCACCUGAGGUCAAUUUUAUUCGUUCCUGUUAUGGCCUUAGUAAUGAACUGGAACUGGACACAAAUCAAAACAUCAACAACAUUGACGAUGUUAAUAAAAAUGACUUGGCAUCAGAGCAUGUUUCUGAAGUUACAGAAUAUGCCUCAGAAGUUUUGGAAACAAUUACGCCCUCAUCGUUUAAACCGGAAUCAACUAAAGAGAAAAGCAUGCCUCUAAUACCAGAUUUUGUAAACGAACUUUCCUAUUCACCUGAAGUGGAAUCUGAAAUAGGAACAGCUUCUAACACGGAAUGUAAACGCACAAUGGAACUGGACACAAAUCAAAACAUCAACAACAUUGACGAUGUUAAUAAAAAUGACUUGGCAUCACAGCAUGUUUCUGAAGUUACAGAAUAUGCCUCAGAAGUUUUGGAAACAAUUACGCCCUCAUCGUUUAAACCGGAAUCAACUAAAGAGAAAAGCAUGCCUCUAAUACCAGAUUUUGUAAACGAACUUUCCUAUUCACCUGAAGUGGAAUCUGAAAUAGGAACAGCUUCUAACACGGAAUGUAAACGCACAAUGGAAAACUUAGAAGCUGUAAGGGCGGCUGACAAAUCUACAACAAAAUUAAAUUUAGAUUUAUCGAAUAGGAAACGUCACAACAGCGUCUCUAACUGUGAAAAUGUGAAGCCGAAAAAAAAAUCCAAACAUCGAGAUCGUGACACUUUGAAGUCAUGCAACAAAACAAUAUCAACAGCACAAAUUAAGGAACUGCGUGUUGUUUUACAGAGAUUAGAUUCAACGAUGUUAGAUGGUAUUCGUGUUUCUACGGGACAGUGUGAUGCAUCCGAAUUUAAAACGCAUCAUAGUGAUCAAGCGUCCUGGACGAACGGGCACAGCAGUGUCUCUAAUAAGCACAUGAGCGAUGUUUCAAAAAAGGGCACUAAUAUCAAGCUUAACGAUAGGGUUCCUGUGCUUCCCCAUAGCAGUGUAGAUGUCGUGAGUGACCAGUUCGCAUCGAAGAAGUCUCAUUGUCAUAAACAGGACAAUUACAAUUUAAAGAAGAGUGAAUUGAAAGCCAAUGUUAGGCGUACCGACAAUGAUGAGAAACGACAUCUUACUAAACAUGUCAACGGUGGCCAACGUGAAGUGAAGUCUCAUCAUAAGAACAAGGGCAGUGAUAAGAAACGACAUCACAGUACUAAACAUGUCGCGCGUGAUCAUACCAAGGAAAUUCGACGUUUUUGUCUAAUGGUAGGACCAAAAUACACUAAAAAGUGCCAGCAAUAUGGAUUUGCAUGUACGAAAUCAAUUCAAACAGAACAUCGUUCGGUAUGGCAAAAACUAAAGGCAUAUAUAAGAGAAUCAAUCAAUUCGAAUAAAAGUCCAGAUGAGAUUGAAGGAGGAAUUGAUAAGCAACUAGAAGAAGUUGUUAAAGCAAAGAAAGAACUAGUUGUUGUUCCCAAUGUGAAGAAACAACACGAAAUUAAUUUUCUUCGAAAAAUCACUGCAGGGAAAGUUUCCAAGGGUUCUGUUACUAUCAGACCAUAUAAAUCUGUAACUGCUAACUGUAUUUCGUUGACAAAAAUGACUGAUCUCCCCUGUCAUGAACAAUUUUAUAGCCUACUCGACCAAGUCGACUAUACCAAAGAAGUGGACACUUUCGCAUCACUAAUUCCUUUUCCGAACCAGACUGUGCCGGAACCGGAUUCAGCUGACGUAGUAAUAACAGCUGUAGGACAACCUAUCGUUUACGAAAGAUCUGCUUCAAGUUUUAGCGACGCCUCUACUCUAGUUCUAAAUGCUGAAGACGAUAACCAAUUGGUUAUUGAUGAAGGCGAACCGGUGGCAAAUGUGGAGGAGAAUCUACAAAGUACCUCGCGGGAUUUGAACGAUAUUUCUAGUGAACAGAAUAUUCAACAGACAACUUCGAAUUUGGGAGAUCCCGUCCUUGGUAAUGUGCAGACGACAUUUCCUGGCACGAGUGAUGAUGUUAUCAGUGAUGUGAAUAAACAACAGACUUUUCUGGGUUUGAAGGCUGCUCCCAGUGAUGUGCCUAUACAACAAACUCCUCUGGGUUUGAAGGAUGCUCCCAAUGAUGUGAAUAUAGAACAGACUCCUCUGGAUUUGAAGGAUGCUCCCAAUUAUGUGAAUAUACAACAAACUUCUCUGGGUUGGAAGGAUGCUCUCAGUGAUGUGCCUGUACAACAGACUCCUCUGGAUUUGAAGGAUGCUCCCAAUUAUGUGAAUAUACAACAAACUUCUCUGGGUUUGAAGGAUGCUUCUAGUGAUGUGCCUAUACAACAAAUUCCUCUGGAUAUGAUGGAUGCUCCAAAUGAUGUGAAUAUACAACACACUUCUCUGGGUUUGAAGGAUGCUCCCAGUGAUGUGACUAUACAACCAAUAACUUCCUGUUUGAAUAAUCUUAAUGAGAGUGCGCAUCAAAUACCCCUGGGAUUGAGAGAUGUUUCCAGUAAGGUAAAUGUGCAAGAAAUCUCUCCGGAUUUGAACGAUGCUCCUGGUCUUGUCAGUAUACAGCAGAUAACUUCGGAAUUGUAUGAUCUUCUCAAUAGAAAGGUGCAAGAGUCAUCUUUGGAGUUGAUAGCCAGUGAUGUGAAUAUGCAACAGACAACUCAGAAUUUGAACGAUGUUCUUGAUGAAUUGACUACACCACAUAUCUCCCCUGAUACAAACAAUGUUCGUGAUGCCGUGAAUGCUCCAAAAUCUUCCUCGAACCAAGCUCCCAAUGCUGCAUUGCUGUUGGAGGAAUUAUUUGGAGCAGCGACCGAUAUAGAGAAAUCGUCUUUCCAUAGCCAGCAAAGCUUUAUGAUCGUCCCAGCAUCGACUAUCGUAGAAGUUACCCAUAAAAGUAACAGUGGAUUAACAGAAAUUAGAAAGGAUACUGAAAGUACCCAAGUUGAUACAAAUGCGGUUGCUUUGACUUCAGAUGUUGACAAAUAUUUUGUUGGGAGAUAUUAUAUGGAAUGGACUUGUCUAUUCCGUUUUGAACAUCAUGAAAGUGACACCACCUGCACGCUUGUCAAAUGUACGACACAGUUAAAAUCUGUUUCCAAAUUCUCAUCCGCUUCCUGA